This is a messenger RNA of Acanthosepion pharaonis, 2157 nucleotides long. The record is from the annotation of a GenBank genome assembly. NCBI's taxonomy places the organism in Eukaryota, Metazoa, Mollusca, Cephalopoda, Sepiida, Sepiidae.
AUGCCCGGUGGUGGUGGACGCCAUGCACAUGUCAUUGGUAGAACAUCAAGGAAAGCACGAGAGAAUCCGUUUGUUGGAAUCGAAAACCAAAACUACGAUGAAAUCUGCAAAAAAUGUAGAGACGAAGAUAUUCUCUUUGAAGAUCCGGAAUUUCCAGCUGAUAACUCCUCGUUGUUUUUUGACGAAAAUGCUCCAACACGUGGUAACAUCGAGUGGAAGCGACCAAAGGAGAUUUGUGAUGAUCCCAAAUUCCUUAUUGAAGGUGCCUCUCGAUUUGAUGUGAAACAAGGUGAAUUGGGUGAUUGUUGGCUUCUAGCAGCUGUUGCAUCCCUGACCAUUGAUCAGAAGCUUCUGUUUAGAGUUGUUCCUCAGGACCAAAACUUUGAGGAAAGCUACACAGGAUGUUUCCGAUUUCGUUUUUGGCACCAAGGCGAGUGGAUCGAGGUGGUUGUAGAUGACAGAAUUCCUACCUAUUAUGAUCAGUUGAUUUACAUGCAUUCAACAGAAAAAAAUGAGUUCUGGAGUGCACUACUUGAAAAGGCUUAUGCCAAGCUCUGUGGCUCUUAUGAGUCCCUGAAAGGUGGUAGCAGCUCAGAGGCAAUGGAAGAUUUUACAGGUGGCGUUACUGAAUCCAUUGACCUCACUAGUCCUCCAGAAAAGCUUUUCAACAUCAUGCUAAAAGCCUUCCAGAGAUCAUCACUUAUGGGUUGUUCACUUGAUGCUGAUCCAAAUGAACUUGAAGCAAAAUUACCCAAUGGUCUCAUUUGUGGACAUGCAUACAGCAUCACUGCUUGCAAAUAUGUUGAUAUUCAAACUCCAAGAGUCAAAGGCAAAAUUCCAAUGGUAAGGAUUCGGAACCCAUGGGGUGAGAGUGAGUGGAAUGGUCCUUGGAGUGAUCAGUCAGAGGAAUGGCGUUUCAUUCCAGAUGAAGAAAAAUUGGAAAUUGGCCUUGUGAAUGAGGAAGAUGGAGAAUUCUGGAUGUCCUUCCAAGACUUCUGCAAAAACUUCAAGAAACUUGAAAUUUGUAACUUGGCACCAGAUUCUUUGGAUGAAGAAGAACUAAAUGCCAGAUCCAAGAAACGUUGGGAAUCAACUUGUGAGAAUGGAUCUUGGAUACCAGGAGUUAGUGCUGGUGGCUGCAGGAAUUAUCUUGAUACAUUUUGGACGAACCCUCAAUUCCGAGUCACUUUGACAGAUGCUGACGAUGAUGAUGAUGACAAUAUGUGUACACUGAUUGUUGCUGUUCUACAGAAGGACAGGCGAAAGAAAAGAAAGGAAGGUAUUGAACUACUCACCAUUGGUUACAUGAUUUACAGGUUAAAAGAGGGAGAUGAAACUGGUGUAAAAGACGUGAACUUUUUCAAGUACAAUCCUUCCGCUGGCAAAUCCCCAUCUUUUAUCAAUAUGCGAGAGAUUUGUGGUAGACACAAGCUAGAACCAGGCUCCUACCUCAUUGUUCCAUCUACAUUUGAACCAAGACACAAAGGAGAUUUCUUGAUGAGAGUCUUCUCUGAAAAAGCAAAUCAAACUGGAGUUAUGGAUGAGCAGACAGGACUUGAUGACAACCAGCAUUAUGGUGGUAAACCUGCUGAAGGAGAUUCAGUAGCAAGAGUGGAUUCUGGCCCAACUGAUGAAGAAUGGGAACAAGGAGAACAACUGAGGAAUAACUUCAAAGAAAUUGCAGGAGACGAUAUGGAAAUUGAUGCCUUUGAACUCAAAGAUAUUCUUAAUACAGUUUUUACAAAAGAAUUUGACUUUGAAGGAUUUGGCAUUGAACCUUGUCGCAGUAUGGUGGCCUUGCAUGAUGGUGAUAUGUCUGGCAAGUUGGGAUUUGAAGAAUUCAAGAGCCUGUGGAGAGAUCUGCGUAUCUGGAAAGCAAAUUUCAAAAAUUUUGACAGUGAUAAUAGUGGCUGCCUGAAUUCUUAUGAAUUACGUUCAGCUCUAAGAAAUGCAGGUUUCAAACUUAGCAACAGUUCACUGCAUACUCUAGUUGCACGUUACAGUAACAAAGAGGGACAAAUUGCUUUUGCAGAUUUCAUCAUGUGUGCUAUUCGCCUGAAAUCCAUUUUAGCAUCCUUCAGGAAUUCUGAUCCUGACCAAACUGGAAUUGCUGCUUUCCAUUUGGAAGAUUUCAUCCAGAUAGCCAUGUAUUCAUAA